AUGAAAGAAAAGUGUCGCCUUUGUUUGGAGUAUUGCAAUUCCACAGACGCCACGCUGGUCAGCGAUGAUGAGUUGCGCGCCAAGCUAGAGUCGGUGUUUAAAUUUCCAGUACACGCAGAGGAUUCACUGCCCGAGCAAGUUUGCCGGGGUUGUAUAACGACUGUGUCAGAGUUCCAUGAGUUCAGUGUACGGGUACAGUCGAACCAGGAGCUCUUAUGGAUGCUGACGAAGGAGAAAAAAAUGCAACCCUUCGAGGUGGUAAAAAUUGAGGCUCCAGAAGACGAAAAUUAUUAUUAUGGCGCUGAAAUCGAUGAACCCAUCGACAAAUCUGCAAACGACUCAGUGGCCACUGGAAGUGAACCUACAAUGCAAACAGUAUACGCUCUCGAUAUCGAGUGCGUUGAAAGCAAUGGAUUCGUGGAGGAGGACGAGGAAGAGGAGGAUGAUGAGGACGACGAUGAUUUCGUGCCCAAAGUUGAUCCCAAAGAUGGCACACUAAAACCACCAACGAAGCGUCGUCGCAAGGUGACAAAAGCUGGAAGACCUUCGAGAAAUUCAGAACGUGCACCAAAGACAGACAAGCCGGGAUUGGAUAAGCUCGAUAUGGAGGAGAUGGCCAAACAUAUCGAGGAUGACAAGCGGAUACAAGAGUUUUACAAAUUUGAUUGUGAGGUCUGUGGAAUACCGCUGGAAAGCCUGGCUUACCUACAAGUACACUAUCGACGCGAGCACAGCAUGAAGGGAUACAUUCGCUGCUGCGAGAAACUAUUGUACAGGCGCUUUCAGUUGCUAGAUCACAUGGCUGCACAUGAGGGUACUAUCAAGUGCCAGGUAUGCCAGAAAAAUUAUAAGAGUAGUCGCUACCUUGCGCUACAUAUGAUGAAAAGCCACAGUCGGGAAGAAGAUCGGCCCUUUAAAUGUGACAAGUGUCACCAAUCGUUUCACAAGGAGCAUCUGUUAAAGGCGCACCAAGCUAACCAUUUGUCGGAAAAAUGUCCCAUCUGCGAGAAGGUCGUCUCUUCGAAGUAUGCACUAAAAACGCACGUGGCUCAUAUGCACGGGAAUGACGGAAAUCAGAUUUGUGAUGUUUGCGGCAAAGAGUUUCGCACAAAACAAGCCAUGGAGCGACACAUUAACGAGCAUAUGGGCGUUGAGGUGGUACAAAAAGUACAAUGCCACGUGUGUCAGCGGUGGUUCCACGGAAAGUACAACCUGCGGAAGCACAUACGAUUCAUGCACAUCGAGGGUGGCAAGGUGUUUGCCUGUGACCUAUGUUCGCACGAGAGUCCUAACAGUCGCGCUUUGCUCGACCAUAAGAAACGGGUGCACGUGGUAGAGCGCUUCGAAUGCGAACUGUGUGGCAAACGUUUUAAACGAAAGCUUUACCUGCGUGAACACAUAGCCUCUCACACUGGCAAGCCAUUAUACGAGUGUGGAAUCUGUGAUGCCAAGUUUAACUCGAAUGCAAAUUGCUACAACCACAGGAAAAGCAAACAUCCCGAAGAAUGGCAAGCCCGCAGGCAGGCUUUCCACGAGGCCCAACGUAAAGCUCCUCCCAGUAGUGAAUUGAAAAAGGAGUGUUCCUAG
Molecule: messenger RNA, 1587 nt
Organism: Anopheles nili
Lineage: Eukaryota; Metazoa; Arthropoda; Insecta; Diptera; Culicidae
Product: transcription factor grauzone-like
Exons: 2
Coding region: 1-1587 (528 amino acids)
Cellular component (GO): nucleus
Molecular function (GO): DNA-binding transcription factor activity; zinc ion binding
Source: RefSeq, a predicted model, not a curated record